This is a messenger RNA of Paramuricea clavata, 1158 nucleotides long. NCBI's taxonomy places the organism in Eukaryota, Metazoa, Cnidaria, Anthozoa, Malacalcyonacea, Plexauridae. The record is from the annotation of a GenBank genome assembly.
AUGAGUACAUUAAUGAAACAUUUUUAUCACGAAUCUACUCCAGCCAAGCGCCGUUCCACCGAUCAUCUUUGUAGUGUAAAUACAUGUGAAGUGGGCAUUCAGACGGAUAUCGAAUUCACUCAAUAUCCUAACCAGAGCGGAGAGCGUUGUGCAAGCAGGUGUAAUGAAUUGUCGACUGAAUUCGAGGGCUUAAAACUCGAUUUGGUGAUCUCCGAGUCGAAGAUUGAUAACAAAAUUCGAAUCAAUGGCAAUGCAAUAAAUCAAGUUCAGGCAGAAUUCGCCAUUAUUCAAAAUCAGCUCGGCGAAGUUGUUCAACAGGUCGAUCGUUUAGUUAACACAAAUGAGAACAUCAACACCAAUAACAAUAACAUUGCAGAAAGUAUUGUUAGAAUGGCUAAUGAGAACAAUGGUCUUAUCAAUACCAUUGAAUCACUAUGCAAUGGGCUGAAAACUAUGAUAGCCUUGUGUAAUGCAAAUUUUGUUAAUUAUUCAGAUCAACCAAGCGUCUUGCCAACUUCAACACUUGACCGAACUAACAUCACCCCGUCAUCAACAGAACCUAAUCAACAACAGCAUCAAAGCCUAAAUCCUUUUGCAGUUUGUAACUUUCAGGACGAAUCAUGUAUAGAAUCUUUUGUCACAGUUGAGGAAGCCAGUAUAACAUCAGAGGCUCUUAGCCUUGAUAACACCCUAUCGAAUUACUAUCCCAAUGUCAUAUCCAUUUUGGAUGAUCAACAUGCCGGCUUAUCCUCACCUAAUGGAAAUUCCACCACAGUCGAUGAGAUUGGUACAGGCAUUGACCAAAAUUACAGUCCGUCAACUAUGCCCCCAUCGUUUGAUGAUCAAUUGAAGGAAUAUCGUACUAAGCACUCUCACACCGACAGAAUGAUAGAUGUCCUUGAUAAUUCUGGAAUAACACACCAAAAAACUACAAGGAAAUCAACCCGAAACCGCAAAAACACCAGAUCUAGUCAAGUCAAAUCGAAGCGAUGCAAUUAUAUGCCACAACCCAUAUCACAUAUAGAUACCUCUGUAUUUAACCGGAAAAAUUUUCGGAAGAAUUGCUCUUCAAAUCGGCCACCGGACUGGGGAAACUACCUGAUCCUUGUAAACAAAUUAACACAGAAAACAGAAUUAGAACAAUCGACAAGAAUUUAA